This is a messenger RNA of Aspergillus tanneri, 753 nucleotides long. Its product is annotated as DnaJ domain protein. The transcript has a single exon. The record is from RefSeq and is a predicted model, not a curated record. The coding region runs from base 1 to 753 and encodes 250 amino acids. Lineage: Eukaryota; Fungi; Ascomycota; Eurotiomycetes; Eurotiales; Aspergillaceae.
AUGAAACCCCAAUCAAUACUCAUAGCUAACACCCAGCUCAAUAAUCCCAGACAAUUCUACUCCCUCUCCCUGCGCCACCACCCUGACCGCAACCGUGAUGAUCCCACUGCCUCGUCACGAUUUGCCCACAUCUCAUCAGCCUACAAUGUCCUCGGGAAUCACACCAAACGCGCCUCCUACGACCGUGACCAUGGCAUUCUCGCCCACCAUAUGUCUUCGACCCACAGCACAGCCAACCCGGGCCAGCAUCCUAUGGGCAGUUACAGUAGCCACGGUGCCAACCUCCACAACAAGGGCACUUCGUACGCCGGGUCCCGUCCCGCCAGCGGCCUGAGUAAAAGACAGGGCGCUUUCCGUGGUCCACCGCCGAGCUUCUACGCGCACGGGGGCUAUGGGAAUCGGAAACACCCACCGGGGACGUCGUCGUCGUCGGCGGGGAGAGGUGCCGGGGCCAGUACACACAACGAUGACCCUACGUCAUUCAUUGACCGGAAUUCCAUCUACCAUUUCAAUGCCCGCGGGCAUUACCGGACACAGACGGCUGAGGACGCUCGGCGUCAGGAACGCCGCUCUCGCGCCAUGGACUCGACGUUCAAUGAGAGACAUAUCGGCAGUUCGGGCGAUUUUAUCAUGCGGUUCACCGUGGUCUGUAGCAUCCUGAUUGUGGCAGCCGCCAUGACGGGAAUGUUCCACUCGUCAGAGGAGCGAACCAGUAAGGCUAGCAAGACGUCUUCUCGGCGGAAAGAAGAGUAG